Molecule: messenger RNA, 1687 nt
Organism: Talpa occidentalis (Iberian mole)
Lineage: Eukaryota; Metazoa; Chordata; Mammalia; Eulipotyphla; Talpidae
Gene: TUBB
Product: tubulin beta class I
Exons: 4
Coding region: 181-1515 (444 amino acids)
Biological process (GO): mitotic cell cycle; microtubule cytoskeleton organization
Cellular component (GO): microtubule; cytoplasm
Molecular function (GO): GTP binding; structural constituent of cytoskeleton; GTPase activity
Source: RefSeq, a predicted model, not a curated record
CCCCUCUCCUUUCUCCCUCUCAGAACCUUCCUGCCGCCGCGUUCGGACCUCGCUGCUCCAGCCUCCGGGGUCCCAGCCUUCCAGACUGCGACCAGCAGCAGUGAAAAAAAAAUUACAUAGCAUUCUCUUGCCCCGUGUACACCUCGAGGCGAGCACAAAAAUUAAAGUAAAUUUUGAACCAUGAGGGAAAUCGUGCACAUCCAGGCCGGUCAGUGUGGCAACCAGAUCGGUGCCAAGUUCUGGGAGGUGAUCAGUGAUGAACAUGGCAUCGACCCCACCGGCACCUACCACGGGGACAGCGACCUGCAGCUGGACCGCAUCUCCGUGUACUAUAAUGAAGCCACAGGUGGCAAAUAUGUUCCUCGUGCUAUCUUGGUGGAUUUAGAACCUGGGACCAUGGAUUCUGUUCGCUCAGGUCCUUUUGGCCAGAUCUUCAGACCAGACAACUUUGUUUUUGGUCAGUCUGGGGCAGGCAACAACUGGGCCAAGGGCCACUAUACAGAGGGGGCCGAACUGGUGGACUCGGUCCUGGAUGUUGUACGGAAGGAGGCAGAGAGCUGUGACUGCCUGCAGGGCUUCCAGCUGACGCACUCGCUGGGCGGGGGCACGGGUUCUGGAAUGGGCACCUUGCUCAUCAGCAAGAUCCGAGAAGAGUAUCCUGACCGCAUCAUGAACACCUUCAGUGUGGUGCCUUCACCCAAAGUGUCCGACACUGUGGUUGAGCCCUAUAACGCCACCCUCUCUGUCCAUCAGUUAGUAGAGAAUACCGAUGAGACCUACUGCAUUGACAACGAGGCCCUUUAUGACAUCUGCUUCCGCACCCUCAAGCUGACCACACCAACCUAUGGGGACCUGAACCACCUCGUCUCAGCUACCAUGAGUGGUGUCACCACCUGCCUCCGCUUCCCUGGCCAGCUCAAUGCUGACCUUCGCAAGCUGGCAGUCAACAUGGUGCCCUUUCCACGUCUCCACUUCUUCAUGCCUGGCUUCGCUCCUCUGACCAGCCGUGGAAGCCAGCAGUACCGGGCCCUCACUGUGCCUGAACUCACCCAGCAAGUGUUCGACGCCAAGAAUAUGAUGGCUGCCUGUGACCCCCGCCAUGGCCGCUACCUGACCGUGGCUGCUGUCUUCCGUGGGCGGAUGUCCAUGAAGGAGGUAGAUGAGCAGAUGCUUAAUGUGCAGAACAAGAAUAGCAGCUACUUCGUAGAAUGGAUCCCCAACAACGUCAAGACAGCCGUCUGCGACAUCCCUCCCCGUGGCCUCAAGAUGGCAGUCACCUUCAUCGGCAACAGCACAGCCAUCCAGGAGCUCUUCAAGCGCAUCUCAGAGCAGUUCACAGCCAUGUUCCGCCGGAAGGCCUUCCUCCACUGGUACACAGGUGAGGGCAUGGACGAGAUGGAGUUCACCGAGGCCGAGAGCAACAUGAAUGACCUGGUCUCCGAGUACCAGCAGUACCAGGAUGCCACCGCGGAAGAGGAAGAAGAUUUCGGUGAGGAGGCUGAAGAAGAGGCCUAAGGCAGGCAGCGCCUCAUCACCUCAGGCUUCUCAGUUCCCUCAGCCUUCUUCAACUGCCCCUUUUCUUUCUCAGAUUUUGCUUUUUCUGCCUCUACUUUUUUCUUUUUGGGGGGGUUCUGAAACAGUGCCUGGCACAUUAUAGGCGCUCAAUAAAUAUUUGUUGUUUGUUGAA